Messenger RNA from Microthlaspi erraticum, 1623 nucleotides. The record is from the annotation of a GenBank genome assembly. NCBI's taxonomy places the organism in Eukaryota, Viridiplantae, Streptophyta, Magnoliopsida, Brassicales, Brassicaceae.
AUGUUAUCGACAUUGCAACCGCCGCGUUCUCUUUCUCUCCUCCCUCUCCGAAGAUUCCACUGCUCCAAAACAAUCGUAUCCGCAGCUUCAUCUUCCCCCGCGACGACCUCCGACGCUGCUUCCGUAUCUCCUCCACAAUCUCAGAUUCUCACCACUCGUCGCUCUCUCCUCUCCGGCGAAACCACAGCUUCCGAAAUCGCAAAAUCUUACCUCUCCCGAAUCCGCCUCACUGAACCGCAGCUCAAAUGCUUCCUCCACGUAUCGGAGAAUGCUCUGAAAGACGCCGAAGAGAUCGACCAGCGAAUCGCGAGAGGUGAGGAGUUAGGUCCUCUAGCCGGAGUUAUAAUCGGUGUCAAGGAUAAUAUCUGCACGGAAGGUAUGCCUUCAACCGCCGCGUCUCGCAUCUUAGAGCAUUAUCGUCCGCCGUUUGAUGCGACGGCGGUGAAGAAGAUCAAGGAAUUGGGAGGGAUUGUUGUUGGCAAAACCAAUAUGGAUGAAUUUGGAAUGGGAAGCACAACUGAAGCUUCUGCCUUUCAGGUAACUGCAAAUCCAUGGGAUUUGACGCGAGUGCCGGGAGGUUCAUCAGGAGGAUCAGCAGCAGCUGUUGCGGCAAGACAAUGUAUGGUGUCACUUGGUAGUGAUACCGGUGGAAGUGUGAGACAGCCAGCUUCGUUCUGUGGUGUUGUGGGACUUAAGCCAACUUACGGGCGUGUCUCUAGGUUUGGACUUAUGGCGUAUGCAUCUUCGUUGGAUGUGAUCGGUUGCUUUGGCUCUACGGUUGCUGAUGCUGGGAUGCUACUUCAUGCUAUUUCCGGGUAUGAUAGGUUCGACUCCACGAGUAGCAAACAAGAUGUGCCUGAGUUCGAAUCUCAGUUUCUUUCGGUGGAUCGUUUUGAAUCUAAGCCACUGAAAGGAGUGAAAGUUGGUGUAAUACGCGAGACGCUUGAAGAAGGUGUUGAUUCUGGAGUGAGAUCUGCAACUCAGGAAGCUGCUUCUCACUUGGAAGCUUUGGGUUGUGUAUUGACAGAGGUGUCUCUUCCUUCAUUCUCUCUUGGACUACCAGCUUACUAUGUGAUUGCCUCAUCUGAAUCAUCUUCGAAUCUAUCGCGUUAUGAUGGUGUCAGAUAUGGGAAUCAAGUUAUGGCUGAUGAGCUCAAUAAGCUGUACGAAUGCUCCCGAGGAGAAGGAUUUGGUGGAGAGGUGAAAAUGAGGAUUUUGAUGGGAACGUAUGCACUCUCUGCUGGUUACUACGAUGCAUACUACAAGCGAGCACAACAGGUGAGAACACUAAUUCGAAAAGACUUCAAAGCGGCGUUAGAGCAGAACGAUAUUCUUAUUUCUCCAGCGGCUCCAUCUGCUGCAUACAAGAUUGGUGAAAAGAAGAAUGAUCCUUUGGCAAUGUAUGCCGGAGACAUUAUGACGGUGAAUGUGAAUCUUGCGGGUCUUCCUGCGAUUGUAUUACCAUGCGGAUUAGUCGAAGGAGGUCCAUCUGGUUUACCUGUUGGUCUUCAAAUGAUUGGUGCAGUCUUUGAUGAGGAGAAAUUGCUGAAAGUAGGUCACAUAUUUGAGCAGACUCUCAAAGGUUCAAGCUUUCUUCCUCCAUUGUUACCAAAUGUAGCCUAA